CGCGCGUGCAAGGCCACACUGUGCGCCAAUCGAUUUACUUUGUAAAAAAAACACACCAUAAAUCCGCAAAGUUGUCGCCGAAUAGCGCAAAACUCGCGUUUUCCGUAGCCCAGUGCACAAGAUCGGAGACCGCACGUCGCCGUAUAUGUAAAGCAGCAGCCAAUAUAGCCGAUAAGCCGAGUUUUCCAAAGAUCAAAGGGAAUCAAGUGGAAGAAGAAGCAGCACAACAACAACGCAAGCUCGCCACGUCAGUGGGAGUGAGCGAGAGCGCAAAACACUAGCGCACGGGAGUAAACGAGAGAUCGAUAGACAAAAAGAACGAAAAUGUUUAGUAACUUUAAGGAGCGUAUUAUUUCGGCCAUAGCGCCCGACUUGCCCCCCCUGCCGGGCAGCGGGGAGCGGGCCAUUGGCGCUGGAAGCGGGCACCAUCACAGCUCGCCGCACCAGCGACUCCGGUUCGGCGGCUCCGGCGGACACCCAAUGCCGGACAAGUUCCCCUAUGCCCGGCCGCCCUUUCUGCAGCUUCUCACGCCGGACGAACUGCGCGCCUCGGCGGACCACAAUGUGCGUCCCAUCAUCGUGCCGCGUGACAUCAACCUCCUGCCCUGGGGCACCGGAUACGCCGAGUGCGUCAAUUCCGGCAAAUCCGAGUGGAACGAGGACCAGGGCGCCUUCUGCCGGCAAGUUCUUUCGGAUCCGGAGCAUAAACACCCAGAUCUCCCGUACACAUACUUCGGCAUUUUCGACGGACACGCCGGAUAUGGAGCCGCACUAGCUGCCUCGCAUCAGUUUCAUCACAUCCUGCACGAGAAGCUAGUGGACUGCCUGGAGCUGCUCCUUCCACGGGAUGCGGACGCCACAAAUGGUGGCGGGGAUGGCACCAAGCUGAAUCCCACAUUCCCGCACCCCAUUUACUUCCAGCGCCGGGUGACCAAGGACGAGCUGAUCAUCGGGGCGCUGGAGAGUGCCUUCUUCAACAUGGACUCGCUGAUAGCGCAGGACAGUGAUCGUUAUCGAGAUGCCGGCGGUUGCACCGCAUGCGUUUCAUUGUUUAUCGAUGGCAAGAUGUAUGUGGCGAAUGCCGGAGACUCCAGAGCUGUGCUCUGCCAGCGGCGUGCCACUCCUGAGAGGCCACAAACAAAUACUGACUCUGGAAUCGAGCCGGAUCCCUUGGAAGCUAGCUGUUAUCCAGUGCCGUUCUCGGCAGACCACACGCCUGAAACUGAGCGCGAACGUCUGCUGAAUGUCGCCAGAUUGAAACCGCACCUCAUGGGGAACCAUUAUGUGGCCAUGGAGUACGCAAAGCGGCCGCACGUCAAGGACAUGGGGCAGCGCAUUCUCUGCCGACAGGGCACCAUGCGUGGCUGGACAUACAAGACCCUGACCAUGGGAGAUCUCUGCAUGCCGGUGGUCAACGGCGAGGGCAAAAGAAGUCGUUUGCUGGGUACGCUAGGAGUCACGCGCGGCUUUGGCGACCACGAGCUUUUGGCUAUCAACACAGGUAUUCAGAUAAAACCAUUCCUCACGCCUCACCCCGAUGUCAGGCAGCGAGAUCUCACACAGGUGGUUUCCAUUCCGGAUGAGGACAACCGGGAUGGCGACUACGGCGUGCUCGUCAUGGCCACCGAUGGCCUGUGGGAUGUGUCCGAAAAUGAGUCCGUUUCUCGCACCGUCUUCCAGACGCUCUCAAAAUAUCCAACGGAAAAACAUCGCUAUACGAUGGUCGCCCAGGAGCUGGUGGCCCGUGCCCGUGGCAAAAUCAAUGACUCCGGGCAUUGGCGACUAGCGGAUAGCAAGGCUGCAGCCACUGUUGAUGACAUCUCGGUGAUUGUGAUCCCGGUUUGCCAGUAUUACAAGGAGCACGUGGAGUGGACGCAAAAUUACAAACGAGAUCUCGAACAUCGUCGCCGCCAGGCUCAGGCCAAUAUGGCCCAGGAAGCAGUCAACGUGCUCAAUGGCGUAAUUGCCGAGGAAGCUCACGUAGUCGAAGAGGAAGAGGAAGGCGAGGUGGUUGUUCAUGAGCCCAGGACCUCUCACAAGCAUGCGGAAGCUCCAAGGCGGGUGGACGGGACGGUCGAUGACACCCUGGUGGUAGAGCUGACCCCUUCGCUGGAGCAAGUUCAUCUUAAGGACCCGGAUACAGCAGCAGCCGAGUCCAGCAAGGAGAAAACUAAUGAUAAGGACAAAGAGGCGGGCACGACGCGACAGCAGUCACAACAACAACAGAAGGGUCGCAAGGGCAAAGGCAAGCACUAGGACGAAGGUCCUGCCACACAGGCCUAUACAUUAGUCGUAAUUAGACACAGCAAUAUUCGAACGGAUACAGAUGCGUCAGUAAUAGGCCCAUCUAUAUUUUUUUACACUCCACACACGAGGACGAACUCAAAACAUUCAAAGUUUACAUAAUUUGCUUAUGUACAACCCAAAACAAAACAAAACGGAAACACAAGUCAACUUAAUUAAACUGUACAAUAUUUUGCUGUAA
This is a messenger RNA of Drosophila yakuba, 2485 nucleotides long. RefSeq names its product protein phosphatase 1H. Gene Ontology annotation, molecular function: cation binding; protein serine/threonine phosphatase activity. The transcript has 3 exons. The coding region runs from base 325 to 2256 and encodes 643 amino acids. The record is from RefSeq and is a predicted model, not a curated record. Gene Ontology annotation, biological process: protein dephosphorylation. Lineage: Eukaryota; Metazoa; Arthropoda; Insecta; Diptera; Drosophilidae.